AAUAAUAGUAAAAAAAAAAAAAUAGACCAUACUACAACGUCUCUUUUUCGAUUAAUAUAAAAUAAAAACCGAGUCAGUGUUGUAUAAGUCAUAGUUAAGGCUCCAGCGCAAUGGCAAACCGUAACCUAAAACAGGUGAAUAUUCAAAACAAUGCUAACGUUACAUCCCCGCACCCGCAGAAUGUGAAGCGCAGCGCGGAAUCUUCCCCAGAUCCCAGCGAAAAGAUGGAGGCGGCAGCUCCAUCACCGCGGGACUCUAGUCCUGAAAACACUGCGCUUCAAGAGAUGGCUUUAGACCUCAAGAACUUCAGGAGACCGGGGGAGAAAACAUUUACUCAGCGGUGCAGACUGUUUGUUGGUAAUCUCCCAUCAGAUAUGACGGAGGAAGAUUUCAAGAAGCUUUUCUCCAAAUAUGGCGAGGCAAAUGAGGUUUUCAUCAACAGAGAUCGAGGAUUCGGCUUCAUACGCCUGGAGACAAGGACACUUGCAGAGAUUGCUAAGGCUGAGCUGGACGGCACGGUGCUGGGGAACAGGCCCAUCCGGAUUCGUUUUGCCACACAUGGGGCUGCACUCACAGUACGAAACCUCUCACCAGUGGUGUCUAAUGAGCUUCUUGAACAGUCCUUCUCACAGUUCGGCCCAGUUGAGCGGGCAGUCGUGGUGGUUGAUGACCGAGGACGACCCACAGGCAAGGGGAUUGUGGAGUUUGCCAAUAAGCCUGCUGCCCGAAAAGCCUUGGACCGCUGUGCAGAUGGAGCCCUUUUGCUUACAAUGUCCCCUCGUCCAGUCAUUCUUGAGCCAACAGAACAGUUUGAUGAUGAAGAUGGUCUACCAGAAAAACUGUUGCAAAAAUCAGCACAGUAUCACAAGGAACGGGAGCAUCAGCCACGCUUUGCACAGCCAGGCACCUUUGAGUUUGAGUACUCAUCUCGCUGGAAGGCUCUGGAUGAGAUGGAGAAACAGCAAAAGGAACAAGUGGAACGGAACAUACAGGAGGCAAAAGAGAAAUUGGAGGCUGAAAUGGAGGCUGCCAAACAUGAGCAUCAACUCAUGAUGAUGAGACAAGAUCUCAUGAGACGUCAGGAGGAACUGCGACGCUUGGAGGAGCUCAGGAAUCAGGAGCUGCAGAAACGCAAGCAGGUUGAGAUGAGGCAUGAAGAAGAGAGACGUAGACGUGAGGAAGAUAUGAUGCGUCAUAGAGAGCACCUUGACAUGAGACGCCAACCAGAUGGAUUCAAGCCCAGUUUCAUGGAGAGUAAAGAACAGGAUAUGAGAAUGAAUGAAAUGGGUACCCGUGGAGCCAUUAAUAUGGGAGAUUCAUUUAACCCUGUUGCUGCGGUUAGCGGUAACCAAGGCCCCUCACAAAUGAUGGGCAUAGCAGGCCGAGUUGGAGCCAUGGGGCCUGAGGGAUCAUCAAAUAUGGGGACACACCUGAUUCCAGAUAACGGAGUGAUGCAUAAUGAGCGGUUUUCUGAAGGAGGAGGUCUUCCGAUGGGUUCUCCCGUGGGUGGGCGGACUGGUGUUGACUCCCCUCAGCAGCAGCAGCACUCACCCAUGGUGGUUGGGGCAGGUCCUGUUCCUGGUGUGGUUGGCCAAAGUGGCUUUGGGAGAGGAAGUCCGGUUGGGGGCAACUUUGAUGGGCCGAACAACAAACGACAUAGAUACUAAUGUUUGUUUUCUCUGGAAAUUAUGCUAACACAUGUACAGAUUGGAGCAACUUGACUCAUGAUUUCUGAUAAAUUACCAUAUGACCAACUGACUAUUUAUGUCUAAAAAGGACAGAAAUGGCAUGAACCAGGCCCUAUGUUAAUGUGAAACACUGUCAUGAAUUAUUAAAUGCCAUUGAAUCAGCUUGUACUUGACAAAAUAUCCUAAACCAAUCGUAGAUUGCUUAUGUCAUGUAUAUCAUUUUUUAUUUUAUUAUCUGCAAUUAAGCUGUUUUCCUGUCAAUAAGUGUUU
This is a messenger RNA of Rhinichthys klamathensis goyatoka, 1958 nucleotides long. RefSeq names its product paraspeckle component 1 (gene pspc1). The coding region runs from base 111 to 1667 and encodes 518 amino acids. Lineage: Eukaryota; Metazoa; Chordata; Actinopteri; Cypriniformes; Leuciscidae. The transcript is spliced from 9 exons. Gene Ontology annotation, molecular function: RNA binding. Gene Ontology annotation, biological process: regulation of DNA-templated transcription. Gene Ontology annotation, cellular component: nucleus. The record is from RefSeq and is a predicted model, not a curated record.